AUGCCCGGUGCGAAAAAACCCCAAUGCUGUGAUCCAUGCCGUGUACUUCACCAUAAAUGUGACGGAGUCUUGCCACAAUGCGGCCGAUGUGUUCGCACAGGCCGGGAAUGCACUCGAGAUAAAAAAGAAACCAAAUUCCGACAGGCAAAGAGCCGGAAGUCGCGCACUAACUUUCCUAGCAACCAAGUGUGGGUUCAGCCACCACCUAGAGUUGAUUUUGUACUUGAAAGUGGAAGUGGUCAAUUGGAUAACUCGACCGAAAGGCCAACAAAUGUUGAGUCGCCUGCUGGGAGUUUGCAUAGUCAUGCCGAGUCCAUUCCUUUACCAGAAGGACCGUCUCCCGGGUCUUCAUAUACCGUGCCUUUGCAGCAAUAUGGUUUCUCAAACCACCAAGUACAUACGAGCAGUAGUGCUGUUUCGCCAAUAGUCCCGGUAGUGGACACACCUGAACGAUUAUAUCAGCGGCGAUGGCCCUUGAGAGAUCCAGAGGAGGCGCGUUUGUUGCAGCAUUUUGUGGAUAAAGUUGCACCAUUCUUCGAUUGCACGGAUCGCCAGCAGCAUUUUGCCAUUCAUAUCCCUUAUCGAGCGCGCCGUUGCGAGACAUUAUUUAAUGCAAUAUUAGCCAUGUCAGCCCGUCAUCUAAAUCGCACAACGGCCUUUGACCCUUUUGUGUCAGACCAUUACUACCAAGCAUGUCUGGAGAAGUUGAUCCCCGCGCUCAAUGAUCACGGUGUUACGAUGGAUGAUGAUUUGCUGGCUGCUACUGUCAUUCUGCGCUUGCUAGAAGAAUUUGAUGUCCCACUCGCGGGCUCUGAUAUUCGAGGCCACUCCUUCGGGACAAAGGCUUUCAUACGGGGUCCAUCGAUAAUGACCACAACCCCCAGUCUACGGCAGGCUGUCUACUGGAGUGGCCUACGCCAGGAGAUUUACAAUGCCCUUAGCCUUCAGCAAGCGCCAGACAUUGAACUGAGGUCCUUGAAUUUAAAUUCCCACUUUGGCUCGUUAGGCCCUGAUGCAGGUGAUUGUGCAUGGGCAAAUCAAGCAAUCACUCAUUGUGCUGAUGUUUUGGUGUUUUGUUUCGGGGAGGGCCCUCGCUCAACAACUGUGCAUGCAGAGCUCAAGGCACAUAAUCAGCAAUGGAGUGAGACUCGCCCGGAUUCAUUCGAACCUUAUUUUGUGGGUGAAGAUGUGGAGGUGGGAAUUAAAUUGCCCGACAUUCGCUACGGGUGUUCCUGGCAUGCAAUCGGCAAUCAAUAUAUCGACCUUGCCCAAAUUUUGCUUUCUGUGCAUGACCCUAAUCUCCCUACGGUUGGACCUCUGCGCAGGCGUCUGAUUCAGGAGGCUGAUGAUCAUAUCCGCCGGGGGGUCUGGACAGUAUGUGGCGCUUCAUUAUCAAAUGCCUCUGUGCCGCCAGCCAUGGUUGUCGGGUGCAUGGCCAUCCAUCUCUGCGGCGAUCGCUUCACGGACCCACACGAACAGGACCUUUUGAUUCAAGUUCUUAUUCAAACAGAUACACUCCACGGCUGGCCAACGCAUGCACUCCAACGACAGCUUCGGGAGACAUGGGGCAUGCGUUGA
This is a messenger RNA of Penicillium vulpinum, 1578 nucleotides long. Its product is annotated as Zn(II)2Cys6 transcription factor domain-containing protein. Gene Ontology annotation, molecular function: zinc ion binding; DNA-binding transcription factor activity, RNA polymerase II-specific; transcription cis-regulatory region binding. Gene Ontology annotation, cellular component: nucleus. The transcript is spliced from 9 exons. Gene Ontology annotation, biological process: positive regulation of transcription by RNA polymerase II. The record is from RefSeq and is a predicted model, not a curated record. The coding region runs from base 1 to 1578 and encodes 525 amino acids. NCBI's taxonomy places the organism in Eukaryota, Fungi, Ascomycota, Eurotiomycetes, Eurotiales, Aspergillaceae.